Perkinsus marinus ATCC 50983 is the source of this 516-nucleotide messenger RNA. RefSeq lists its product as hypothetical. Lineage: Eukaryota; Perkinsozoa; Perkinsida; Perkinsidae. The record is from RefSeq and is a predicted model, not a curated record. The transcript has a single exon. Bases 1 to 516 code for a protein of 171 amino acids.
AUGGCCCAACUAUCAUCAUAUGUCAUCGCUCUGUUGGAUCUGGCUUGUAUUCGCGACUGUGAUGUAAUCGUGCAGGUUCUCUAUUUCCCACCCAUCAUGCAAAUCGUCCUCACUCUCGUCACUAUCCUUGCCAGCAUCGUCCACCAUGUUGGUGCUGGGUCAUGGUCUGGUCUCGUUAUUGCUGAGAAGAUGCUUGGUGCUGAUAGUGCUUAUUGUCAACGUGUUUGUGAAGAGCGUCCUGGGUGCAUUUUUAGCUACUGCGGUGACGACAAUAAGUGUCACGGUAUCGGCUCGGGCGCUGCUCCUGAGGAAGUCACUUGCGGUGCUGCAGCUACUUCAUUUGACAGUUGCACAUCUGCAUGCGACUCGGUUGUCGAUUGCUCUGCUAGUACCUGGAAGUCUUUCUGCAAGACCUGGCUCGACACUCCGGUCUGCUUUGGACUCUUACAGGGCUCUAACGGGUUGUGCUACGAGACCACUCCGGGUUGCACUGGGUCUGCUUAUGCGUGUCCAUGA